Molecule: messenger RNA, 2025 nt
Organism: Didymosphaeria variabile
Lineage: Eukaryota; Fungi; Ascomycota; Dothideomycetes; Pleosporales; Didymosphaeriaceae
Exons: 1
Coding region: 1-2025 (674 amino acids)
Biological process (GO): maturation of 5S rRNA; mRNA cis splicing, via spliceosome
Cellular component (GO): U4/U6 x U5 tri-snRNP complex
Source: RefSeq, a predicted model, not a curated record
AUGGCGGACCUCUCCAUCGAGGAGGCGAAUAAGAUCCGUCUGUCCAUGGGAUUGGCUCCGCUGCCUGUCCCCGGUGCAGCAACACCCUCCGGUCCAGCCUUCAAACAAGCACAGGUGGGCGACGACUCCGAUGAGGAACUCGCAAGCACCAUCGAAUCGCGCCAGGCCGCCGGCUUCGACAACUGGAAGACUCUGCAAGACGAGGCGGCAGCCAAGAAGAAGCGUGAGGAUCGGCUAGCGGCGAUCAAGAAAGAGCGCGAGAAGGCGGCGCGCUUUGCAAAACUUGAGGGAAAGGGUCUAGCGGAUGCAGCCGAGGAUGAAGACGACAUGGCUUGGCUUAAAGGCUCCAAGAAGCGCCAGAAGAAGAUUGCCAAGGCGGAGCAGACGCAGAAGGAGCUGGAAGAGCGCGAACGUCAGGCACAGGAAGCGCUGCAGUACACAGAGGCUGAUUUGGCCGGAGUCAAGGUUGGGCACGAGGUCGACCAGUUUGAGGACGGAGAGGACCAGGUUUUGGUGCUCAAAGACGUUGCUGUUGAUGCGGAAGACGAUGAUGAGUUGGAGGCUGUUUCGCUGAAGGAGCGCGAGCGCCUGCAGGAGAAGCUCGAUUCGAAGAAACGGAAGCGCGCCUACGACCCGAAUGACGACGGUCAAAAAUCUAUCCUUGCUCAGUACGACGAGGAGAUCGAAGGCAAGAAGCGAAACGCGUUCACCCUCGACGGUCAGGGGAGGACAGUGGAACAAGCGCAGGCAGAAGCUGCAGGUGCGGCUAGGCCCAAGCGGAUCGCCAUUAGUCUCGACAUUCUCCAGGAGGACACCCCAGUCAACGACUACAUGGAUAUCUCGGAGGUCAAGAUGAAGAAGCCAAAAAAGAAGAAGUCCAAAUCGUCCAAGAGAAAGCGUAUUGAAGACGAUGAAGUAAUGCUUGCUGAACAAGAAGAGCCUACUGAUGAGAUGGAGGUGGACGAGUCGGAGACCAAAGUCGCACCGAAGAAGGCCAAGAAAAACCUCUUUGACGAAUCUUUCGUAGAUGACGACGAUCUGCAAGCGCAACUGGCUGCCCAACGCCGACAAGCACUGAAGAAGCGGAAGAAGACGCGCCCGGAAGACCUGGCUCGGCAACUUCGCGAAGAGGCAACUCCAGCACCGCAAACACCUGGCGAAGUGGCAGACUCCACAGAAAUUUCCGAAGAAGACGCAGGUGCUCUUAUCAUCGAUGAGACCACUGAAUUCGUUCACAAUCUCGGCGCCAACGCGGAGGAUGAAGGAGAGGAGGCUCGACGACGACAGCGGCACAAAAGUAGUCACAUUCCCAAUACGGUCGACUCGCCAGCGGUUGAAUUCGACGAUGAAGGCGACGUCGAAAUGGCUCAAUCGUAUGCGGAAGCCGCGGAAGCCGAGGACCGCGAAGAACGUAGCACGUCUCGAGCCAAAUCCGCCGAAAUCACAGGCACCGGGCUGGACGACGAGAAAUUGGUCAGCGGUGGUAUAGGAGCCACACUAGCUCUUCUCAAACAACGAGGUCUUGUCGCGUCCGCCGAAGGCAGCGACAAGAACGCACUCUGGCGAGAGCGCGAAAAGUUCCUUGCCGACAAACUUAGGGCUGAAGAAGAAGUUGAGCGGGAGCGUAGAGAAGACCGUGAGCGUCAGCGCAAUUCUGCGCGCUGGCAGACUAUGUCGGCACGCGACAGGGAGGAAUUAAAUCGACAAGCCAACGCCAAAUCCGAGAAAGAAGUUGCUCGCAAACUCGCGGAUAUAUACAACAAAGAGUAUAAGCCGACGUUCCAGCUCACACACACGGACGAGCAUGGCAGACAGCUCAACGAGAAAGAAGCGUUCAAGCUCCUUAGUCACCAGUUCCACGGCAAGGGCAGUGGUAACACAAAGACCAAAAAGCAUCUUGACAAAAUUGAUCAAGAGAAGAGGAAGAUUGCAGAGAACUCUUUGGAUACGAGAGCCGGCGGUCUCAGUAACGCGCAAGAUCAGCAGGCGAAGAAGAACAAGUUCGCUGGUGUGCGACUUCAGUGA